Molecule: messenger RNA, 918 nt
Organism: Eriocheir sinensis (Chinese mitten crab)
Lineage: Eukaryota; Metazoa; Arthropoda; Malacostraca; Decapoda; Varunidae
Product: dehydrogenase/reductase SDR family member 11-like
Exons: 7
Coding region: 91-918 (275 amino acids)
Molecular function (GO): oxidoreductase activity
Source: RefSeq, a predicted model, not a curated record
AAGGAAGCUGGUCAACAUCUGCGAUCCAUUUCUGCAGUUACUGCCUCUUCACACGCCCCAAAGUGCCCCCACACUGGCCGUUUACCGUUGAUGAGGUUUCAGGCUCCGGUCCGCCGCCGUAGCAGCGCUCCACAGUGCCGCCAACAUUAUAACACUCUGCUACCUGAGACCCCCGUCAGGAUGGAGCGGUGGUCAGGUCGUGUGGCCCUGGUGACUGGUGCCAGCAUGGGGAUCGGUGCCAGCGUGGCCAGGAGGCUGGUGGCUGAGGGCAUGAAGGUGGUGGGAGCAGCUCGUAGCAUUGACAAACUACAGGCCUUGGCAGCUGAAUGCAAGGGUCAGCGAGGCACGCUGAUCCCUAUCAAGUGUGACCUCACCAAGGACGAGGAGGUGCUGGCCAUGUUCGCCAAGAUCAAGAAGGACCUCGGAGGCGUGGACGUGUGUAUCAACAAUGCAGGAUUCACCCACAACAAGUCCCUGCUGGAGGGAAGCCCCAAGGAGUGGCGUGAGAUGAUGGAUCUCAACGUUGUGGCUCUGUGCUUAUGUACGCGCGAGAGUAUUGCUUCCAUGCGAGAACGCGGCGUUGACGAUGGGCACAUCAUCCACAUCAGCAGCAUUGCCGGACACCGUGUCAACCCCAAUAAAGCUAUUCACUUCUACGCCGCCACCAAGUUCGCCGUCACAGCACUCACUGAGGGAUUGAGGCAGGAGCUGAGGGAAGCUAACUCCAACAUCAGAAUAUCGGCCAUCAGUCCCGGUGUGGUGGAGACUGAGUUUGUAAUGAAUGCCCGCUUGGCAAAGGAUGCAAAUGCAGCCAAGAAGCUCUACAAGGAGCGCGGGAGCAUGAGUGCGGAUGACGUCACCGCCACUCUUGUCCACAUUCUCGGUGCCCUCCCCAUGUUCAGUGACAGGUUAGAUUAG